CCACCGCCACCACCGCCGAGGCCGCAGCUCCGUCGGCCACCCGCCAGUCGCGUCCUACAGGUGCACGGAGAACAGACAUGCUGGUGAACAAGUGACGAACUCUCUCGUUUCCAUACCCGGCCAUCUUAGCUGCUUAGUGGAGGAGAGUGUGGCGGAGUGUGUGAACGGCCGGCGACCAGUGUUGUGUGCUCCGUCGAGGUAGUAGUACACUCUUUUUCGUUGUGCUUCAUCUGUCCGUGGGAUCCCGACAGCUUCAAGAUGCCCUGCUCAGCCGUCACUUUGUCUUUAGCGACGAUAACUGCCAUCGUAGCAGUGGCGUUGUUGGCGAUUGCCUUCUCCACGGACAACUGGUUGUACAUUGAAGUGAAGAGGGCGCAAAUACAUCAACAAGCAACGAAGAGAGGGGACCAAGAGAGCAUCGUGGAGAACAUGAACUCCAAAUACUACUACUACACGCGUACUAAGGGCUUGUUCCGCAUCUGCUACCCCAAGGAGCGUCCUCCCACAGGCCUGCUGAGUGCUGGUGGAAUGGGACUUUGGCAUGGUGUAGAGUAUUAUGAGAAAGAGAAAGUGGUUGUGUACCCUCAGAAGCAACAGUACGCCUAUGCUACUGGAUACCCAGCUCCUGGAGCAUAUCCUGGGCCUUAUUAUCAUGGUUCACAGUAUGGACCAUAUAAUUAUUAAGACUCUUAACAGAAUGAGAAAAAGAUCAUUGCUCAGUUGUCAUGCCAUCCCAAGGCAUUUUUGUGUGUGUCAACAAAUAUAACAACAUUGGAAGUAAGAGUGUAUAUAAAUCUUCUCCUUAAAAAAAGUGCAACAAAAAUAUGUGGAGGAGAAUUUAUAAAGACGAAUGUGUAAAUAUGUCUGAAAAUGUUAUUCUCUGAACACUUCAAUUACAUUUCAGCCCAGAAAGAUAAUGUUGACAUUAUAUUCACUUCAUAAUACAAAUAGUGUUAUGGAUUGUCGAGUGUGGUGAACUAUACUUGCAACUCAACGUUAUCGGAGUUGGAUAUAAUUUUUUCCCUGAUCUUUGUCUUGUACAACAUUCUUUUCAUAUCAGGUCACUGAUGCAAUCAAAUUUUGGUGCUGAGAAAAGCAAAAACAUAAAAAUCUGGAAACUGAUCUUCAAACGUAACAUUGUAUCAUUGGAGACUGUUGCAUAGUUUUCUAUACAGUAGAUAUAUUUUUACUUGUACAUACAAAUUAUAGAAUGUAGAACCCUGAAAUAUGAAUGAGUGAUUCUUGAAUUGAAUUGAAUGCUACAGUUCUUUUUGUAUAGUAUGAGUAAUAAUUAUAUACUGUAAGUUUCUAAAGUUUGUGUCAUUGUGUUCAUUUUAAAUUUUUUGUUUUUUUUUAAUCUCAAAACUGCAUUUUCUUUAGUGUGUCCAUGAAAUAGUUUUAUAAAUAAAAAUAAUUUUUUUAAAUAAAUUGUAUAACUUGAAAGUAAAUUUUGAAUAAAAAUUGUUUCAAGGUGCUUUACAAGACUUGAAAAAAAUCAUGAAUGAAUAAAAUUACACUAUGCUAGUAAAGUAAUUUUUUCUUUGAAUUUUGUUUGUCAAAACACAUAUACAACCUAUGAAAAUUCAAUCUCAGUUUUAGUAGUCUAGGAAUGAUAAUAAUAAUUUAUUACUUUUCUCUUCAGGUUAUUAUUACAUUGUUCAAUACAAAUUGCCAUUUGCCAUAAGCCAGAAAAAAGCAUUGAUUCAAAGUUUCUUGGAAAAUUAAGUAAUAAUGUGACAUGACCUCAUUUUGAUAUUAGCAAUUGUUGUAGGAAAAUAUUUUCCUUUUAUACCAUAGACAUAUUCAUAUAGAUAUAGAAUAUUUUAUUAAGGAAUAAUAAUGUUAUUGUAUUGUUCUUCUGUAAGCAAUAAAUUUUUUUAUACAUAGACACUGCAUUGAAAUUUCUUGAUUAAUCUUCCAUAGGAUUCUUGAACCACGGAUUAAACCACAGACAAUUUUGCCAUUAUUGGUUUCUUAUGAGAAAAUUUUAUUUCUUAAAGCUCUAUUUUUCCAAAUGCCAGCCUUUAUCAAAUAAUAACGGUCUUUUCUACAAAAGACCCUCUGGUAUGCAUCAUGAAGUAAAAUGUGUAACACUGCUAGUUCAUUUUAUUUAUCUUGUUCUGGAAUAAUUAUUUCCAGAACAGCAACUCUUAAUAUUACAUUGUACAUUAUUUUGUUAUUAUGCAUUUUCUAGACUUUCAUUAGUUGUGUAAAUUGGAAGAUAUUACAUAUGGAUAAUAAAGGGUAUAAAAUGUUUCACAACCUAAGCUAAGAAUUUGUCUCAAGUAAAAAUAUAAUAGUGUGCUUGAAAAUGAUGGUUAAUUUAAAACUUCUUGCAUUAUUGUCCACAAAUGUUAAUGGCUGGUGAACAGAGGUUCAGUUGCUUGUAUUAGUCUGUCUGUCUGGCCAUCAUCAAUUUCAAGGUAAAUCAGCCAAUGUGGGGGCUACUAGUUUUUAAUUUUUUUUUAACCUAAUAUGAAAAUAAUAUCCAAGAUUGCAAACCAUUUGAUAUUGCAUAUCAUUUAAUCACAAGGGUCUUAAUCUGCUUAUUCAUUAGCAACACGUAACACAUAGC
This is a messenger RNA of Gryllus bimaculatus (two-spotted cricket), 2575 nucleotides long. Lineage: Eukaryota; Metazoa; Arthropoda; Insecta; Orthoptera; Gryllidae. The record is from the annotation of a GenBank genome assembly.